AAACGAACAAUUAACAACGCCGUAAAGUUGGGAAUCAGAGCACUAAAGAUGAAAAACUGGGAGAUUAAUCAAUGAGUUCUUCCCUUCGUUUACUCUGAAAGUGGAAGUAGAUAUAAAUUCUGGAACCGUACUUCUCGCGCCCAAUUUCCGACCCUCAUCUCAUCGACGGGCUCAAUCAGGAUCGACGGAAUUUCCAUUUUCAUCCUCCCAGGGCCAGCAGCAAUUGCUAAGGAUUGGAUUCUAUAAAUAAGAUGCUGAUGACUGUCUCGCAGGCAUGAGUUUCUUCAAGGAUAUAACUGAAAGAUUUGGCUCCAUCUUCUCUGAUGUAGACUCGCACCAGAACCCUAGUUCCGCCGCCGAUCGAGCUGCCGACGGAGACGGCGUUGUUACAACGGGAAACGAGCGGGCUGCCUAUAAGCUGAAAGGAUACUUCGAUUUGGCCAAAGAGGAGAUUGCUAAGGCCGUUCGGGCUGAAGAGUGGGGACUACCGGACGACGCUAUUUCUCAUUAUCAAAAGGCACAGAGGAUAUUAGGUGAAGCAAUUUCUACACCGGUUCCUUCUUACAUCUCCUCUAGUGAACUGGAGAAGGUGAAAUCUUAUCGUCAAAAGAUAUUGAAAUGGCAGAGUCAAGUAGCAGAGAGACUGCAGACUAUAGCUCAAAGAACAAAUUUAUAUUCUGUUGCAUCUACUGCAGCAGGUGGAUCGUCAGAAACCAAGAAGACCUUACCUAAGUCACAAGCUGCAGCCAUAUCACAUACAGCUUCACAUCCAAGAAAAGUGGCAGCACAAAAGUCUUCUGUGAAUAAUAGCCGAGGAAACCCUCCUGUGAAGGGUCAGGGUAAUAAUGCAAUGAAACACAGACCCGUUCCAGAAUCUGGAGGUGGCUAUGAUGCCAAACUGGUAGAGAUGAUAAACUCUAUGAUUAUUGAUCAUAGUCCUUCUGUGAAAUGGGAUGACAUUGCUGGUCUUGAGAUGGCAAAACAGGCACUUCUUGAGAUGGUUAUUCUGCCAACGAAAAGAAGAGACCUCUUUACUGGGCUUCGGAAACCAGCGAAGGGCUUACUUCUAUUUGGACCACCGGGCACUGGGAAAACCCUGCUUGCUAAAGCAGUAGCUUCAGAAUCUGAUGCGACCUUUUUUAAUAUCUCUGCUUCUUCCCUGACAUCCAAGUGGGUGGGUGAGGGUGAAAAACUUGUUCGGACUCUUUUCCAGGUUGCCAUUACCAGGCAGCCAUCUGUGAUCUUCAUUGAUGAGAUCGACAGCAUCAUGUCAACAAGGACAGAGAAUGAAAAUGAAGCAAGUAGAAGAUUGAAAUCAGAGUUUUUAGUUCAGUUUGAUGGGGUAUCAUCGAGUUCGGGUGAUUUAGUCACUGUCAUUGGUGCCACCAAUAAACCUCAGGAGCUGGAUGAUGCUGUACUCAGAAGGCUGGUAAAAAGAAUAUACAUACCUCUGCCAGAUAAAAAUGCAAGAAGGCUUCUUUUGAAACACAAGCUCAAGGGCGGUGCUUUUUCUUUGCCAGAUAGAGAUUUAGAGAGACUAGUAGCAGAAACAGAAGGAUAUUCUGGAAGUGAUCUUCAGGCACUAUGUGAAGAAGCUGCAAUGAUGCCCAUAAGAGAACUUGGCUCAAACAUCCUUACAGUCCCCGCAAAUCAGGUAAGGGGGUUGAGAUAUGAAGAUUUCCAGAAGGCGAUGACUGUUAUCCGGCCUAGCUUACAGAAAAGCAAGUGGGCAGAACUCGAAAAAUGGAACCGUGAGUUUGGCUCCAACUAAUAUUACUUGUGUUAAUUUUACUGCAUUUGCAAUUUGACGUGUAUAUAUAUAUAGCUUUGACAAAAAAUGAAAAAAAAAUCUUUAAUUUGUACAAAAUAAUUUUAAAAAAAUACUCUCUCUGUUUCAUGUAAUAUGAGUGUAUUAC
Andrographis paniculata is the source of this 1916-nucleotide messenger RNA. RefSeq lists its product as uncharacterized. The record is from RefSeq and is a predicted model, not a curated record. The transcript has 13 exons. Gene Ontology annotation, cellular component: microtubule cytoskeleton. The coding region runs from base 275 to 1771 and encodes 498 amino acids. Lineage: Eukaryota; Viridiplantae; Streptophyta; Magnoliopsida; Lamiales; Acanthaceae. Gene Ontology annotation, molecular function: ATP hydrolysis activity; ATP binding.